Messenger RNA from Urocitellus parryii (Arctic ground squirrel), 1846 nucleotides. The record is from RefSeq and is a predicted model, not a curated record. NCBI's taxonomy places the organism in Eukaryota, Metazoa, Chordata, Mammalia, Rodentia, Sciuridae.
CAGCAGCAGGACCGGCCCGGCGCGCUGGGCAUGCUCAGUCGCGGGGCGCCGGGCUCGCGAGUCGGAAGCCUGUGCUCGGUCGCCGCCGCCGAGCCGGCCCGGGCGCAAGAAGAGCGCGCGGGACUCGCUGCAGCAGCGGCCCGGCAGCGGCUGACCGGGUCCCAAACCAGAGUCGAGCUCUGCGUGGCGCCCCUGAUCCGCUGGCCGUGGCGCCCGAAUCCUAGAACCUGCCCAGGCAAGGGACUGACGGCGGCUGGCGUCGGCGGGGCGCGGAGGAACCGCGGUAGCUGCGGCCGCAUCCUCGCAGCCUGCCCCAGCCGGGUUGAAUCCGGGAGCCGUCGGACAUGGAGCCAUGGAAGCAGUGCGCUCAGUGGCUCAUCCACUGCAAGGUGCUUCCUGCCAACCACCGGGUGACCUGGGACUCAGCGCAAGUGUUUGACCUGGCGCAGACCCUCCGCGAUGGAGUCCUGCUUUGCCAGCUGCUCAACAACCUCCGGGCGCACUCCAUCAACCUGAAGGAGAUCAACCUGAGGCCGCAGAUGUCCCAGUUUCUCUGUUUGAAGAACAUACGGACAUUUCUCACAGCCUGUUGCGAGACGUUUGGAAUGAGGAAAAGCGAACUCUUCGAAGCAUUUGACCUGUUUGAUGUUCGUGACUUUGGGAAGGUUAUAGAAACUUUAUCGCGACUUUCUCGAACACCCACAGCAUUGGCCACAGGAAUCAGGCCCUUCCCAACAGAAGAAAGCGUUAAUGAUGAAGACAUCUACAAAGGCCUUCCUGACUUAAUAGAUGAAACCCGAGUACAAGAUGAAGAAGAUCUCUAUGACUGUGUUUAUGGGGAAGAUGAAGGUGGAGAAGUCUAUGAGGACUUAAUGAAAGCAGAGGAAGCCCAUCAACCUAAAUGUCCAGAAAAUGAUAUACGAAGCUGUUGCCUAGCAGAGAUUAAGCAGACAGAAGAAAAAUAUACAGAAACCUUGGAGUCAAUAGAAAAGUAUUUCAUGGCACCACUGAAGAGAUUUCUUACACCAGCAGAAUUUGAUUCAGUAUUCAUCAACAUUCCUGAACUUGUAAAAGUUCAUCGGAACUUAAUGCAAGAAAUUCAUGAUUCCAUUGUAAAUAAAAAUGACCAGAAUUUGUAUCAAGUUUUCAUUAACUACAAGGAAAGAUUGGUUAUUUAUGGGCAGUACUGCAGUGGAGUGGAGUCAGCCAUCUCUAAUUUAGAUUAUAUUUCUAAAACAAAAGAAGAUGUCAGACUGAAAUUAGAGGAAUGUUCCAAAAGAGCAAAUAAUGGGAAAUUUACUCUUCGAGAUUUGCUUGUGGUUCCUAUGCAACGUGUUUUAAAGUAUCACCUUCUUCUCCAGGAACUUGUCAAACAUACCACUGAUCCCAUUGAGAAAGCGAAUCUGAAACUGGCUCUUGAUGCUAUGAAGGACUUGGCACAAUAUGUGAAUGAAGUGAAAAGAGAUAAUGAGACCCUUCGUGAAAUUAAACAGUUUCAGCUAUCUAUAGAAAAUUUGAACCAGCCAGUUUUGCUCUUUGGAAGACCUCAGGGAGAUGGUGAAAUUCGAAUAACCACUCUGGACAAGCAUACAAAGCAAGAAAGGCACAUCUUCUUAUUUGAUUUGGCAGUGAUUGUAUGUAAAAGAAAAGGUGAUAACUAUGAAAUGAAAGAAAUAAUAGAUCUUCAACAGUACAAGAUAGCCAACAAUCCUACAACUGAUAAAGAAAAUAAAAAGUGGUCUUAUGGCUUCUACCUCAUCCACAUCCAAGGACAAAAUGGUUUAGAAUUUUAUUGCAAAACAAAAGAUUUAAAGAAAAAAUGGCUGGAGCAGUUUGAAAUGGCUUU